Messenger RNA from Ostrea edulis (European flat oyster), 3761 nucleotides. Its product is annotated as cilia- and flagella-associated protein 97-like. Bases 91 to 1461 code for a protein of 456 amino acids. Gene Ontology annotation, biological process: spermatogenesis. The transcript is spliced from 2 exons. NCBI's taxonomy places the organism in Eukaryota, Metazoa, Mollusca, Bivalvia, Ostreida, Ostreidae. The record is from RefSeq and is a predicted model, not a curated record.
GAUUUAUGACGUCACAGUGUUGCUAUCAAACAACGGUGCGAAAGAUGAACAGGUGAAAUAACAAUAUUUAACAAAUUACUAAUAGUCACUAUGGCGUCAUUGAUCAGAACGAGUGCCGGUGAAAGGGUGGAUUUUGAUUUCUUUGAUACGCCAAGAAAUCAAAACAACGAUGCAGUGGAAUCUUUAGACGAGGACGAUAGAAUUUACGAAAGGCCCCCUCCUGGGAAGAGCAAUGAAAAACAUGGCGACAUAAGCUUCAGGGCCAGAGAAAAGAAAUAUUCUAGUUCUGAGUCGAGUGACAGUGUGGUUGAUAGUGAUAUAGAUACGGAAUCAGAAAAAUCUUAUAGUUCUGGGGGAUCUAGGCCUACAUCACAAAUGCAGAGGAAAAACAAAAGAAAAAGUCUCGGAAAGAAAGUAGAUUCAGACAGUUCCUCUAGUGAUUCUAGUGCUUAUUCAGAUGAUUCUUCUGAUGAAGAAAGUAGAAUAAUUGAGGAGGAACGGAAGAAAGCUCAAAAGAAACAGUCAAGGUAUAAUCGACCUGAUGACAAAGCUAAAGAAGCAUGGGGACAUGGCAUUGAAAGGAUAGAUAUUACAAAGAAAUCUCCAUCCACUGAAGAUCUGUCCAGUCAAAAGAAAGACAGCAAGUCAGCUAACGGCAGGUCAGGGUCAGACAGUGAAAUGACUGAUGUAUCUCCUUUGCCAUCGCCACGAGAUUUUGACAAUGGACAUGUGCAAUAUUCUGAUCAGGUCAAUGAUAACUUUGGUGAUGUUCAGCUUAAAAGCAAACAACUUGACUUAAGCAUAUUAAUGGAAGCAGUGUCAGAAAUUGAUAAACAGCAAAGAAUUAAGAGUAAUAGGAGGGUAAUGUUUGAACCUCCAAAUCCGCAAAGUGGUGAAAAGUCUAAUUUCACAUUUGAUACUCAAAGAGUGAAGCUUAUUGAGAAAGAAAACCAAAGACUUCUGAAAGAAAUUAUGAGACAUAUAGGACCAAAUCACCCUAGUAAGAAAAAAGGGCCACGUGACCAUAAAUUAAGCGUACAGCGUGUAACUCCCUCAGCAAUUAACAGACAGCGGGAACAAAGGAGAAUAGAAGCAGAAAAUAUGCAAUUUUUACAGCGUUUGCAUCACACACGUCCAACCAGAGGCUUGUCACGAACAGAGCAGCUCAAAGACUACAAGCACACAUUGCUUCAUGGAGUUCCAAUUGCAGCCAUACAUCGCUCACCUGUACCAGACAACACCUAUGUGACUGGAAAUGCAACUCUAGGAUCCACUAUAGGAAGCACAGGUCGAAGGUCCAGACCAAGUAGUGCUAAAUCUAAUGCAAGUACAAUCCGAUCUCGUCCAGGAAGUGCAAAGUCUAUAGCCAGUAGUAUUGUCAGUCGUCCAUGCAGUGCAAAAUCCACAGCAAGAUCUGCUGACAAUCGCCCUGCCUGGAAUGACCGUUUUUCUUACUCUUAAGUCUGAAAACAUUAAACAUACUUUUAUAUGGGUUGGUUCACAUUACAAAGUUAAUCUUGUUUAUAUCAGGUACAUGUAAUUGUAUUGCAUACAUGCUGAGAUUAAUAGAAUCCUUCAUUAGUACGAGUGUGGGAUAGGGAAAUUCCACCGAGGGGACAAGAUUCGCAGUCUAGGACGAGGCUUUGCCGAGUCCUAGACAGCGAAUCUUGUUCCCGAGGUGGAAUUUCCCUAUCCCACACUAGUAAAUAAUGAAGGAUUAUUUUUCUCACAUUUUAUCUACAGUUUAGUGCACAAAUUUAGGAGCUUUAAGAAAAUUCUGAAUUAUCAAAAUCCUCAUUUGAACUUCGAUGCAAAAACUAAUUAGAUAGGCAGAAAGAUCAUACCCAAAAAUGGUUUACACUGUAAGUGUAAACUAAAAACUCCAAGGUUGUCCAACAGAAAGCUAUAUACAUUAAGAUUUAAAGAUAACAAUGUAAAAUAUUUUUACUUCACCGUGUAACGUAAAUCUUCACCGUGUAACGUAAAUCAUAGAAAAUAUAUGACGUCACAAUCCAAUGACGUCGCAGCAGUGUGAGACAGAAAAAUCUCACAUGGCUGUCUCACAUGGGUAAAGUCGAUCUCACACUGGUGAUAAUGUGAGAAAACUUAGUCCAUAAAGUUAACUUAUUUAUUUGGCAUGAUGUGGGUUAAACUGACUUGAAUCAAGCACUAGUAGUAACAGAUACUAUAGAGCAUAUCAAAGGAAUUUUGAUGGAGAUUAUUGUGAAAUUAUUGUAUAUCUAGGACAACAUUGAAAUCAAUAGAAUUAAUAUUUUCAGAUUUUUAUGAUAAUAGUGUUGUCCCUAAGGCCCGGGGAUUUUCCUUGUCAAUAUUCAGACUCAAAACUUCGACUUUCAGUAAGUGAUACAGAGAAUGAAAAUGACCCGAAAUCUCCUUUUUAAUUUUAGAUAUCACUGUCUACAUCAAAUCAUAGGGAUUGGUUUUUACUAGUUCUUCAAACUGGUUAAGUUGAUCCCCUUUGAAGUGUUGUAGUAGAUUCAGUUACUCUAAUUUACAACUGUAAUGUGAAUGCAAUUUGGGCUAUAGAUUUAAGAAAUGAAUUUCGUUUUUGAAAAUUCAUAAGGGCAUGAACUGCAAUGCUUUAUGGCAGCAUACUUCAUGAAGCGCAUUAGCACUUCAUGAAAAGUAUGCUGGAGUGAAGUGUUGCUGUUCAUGCCCUCAUGUAUUUUCAAAAAUGAAAUUUAUUAUAUAUUUACAUUUUCAUUUCUUUCAGAAUUCCCAGCCAUUAAAAUAGUCAGACUAUAUUUAUCAAGAUUCAUACGCGCAUUGUUCUCGCUCAUGAGGAAAUGGCUAUCAUUUCAAUUGGUAAAGAUAUUAAAGACAAAAACAUUGGAAAUGUAAAUAUUGUUGAUAAAUAUAGUUGUGGUUAACUUGAUCCAGUGUGAACCAACCUAUAUCUCAGAGUUUUGAUUUGUAUUUUAUAGCCAUCUCUUUCAGAACAAGUCUUUUUCUUUGAACAAAGAGGUGUGGAGUAUAUGUCAGAAUGCUCAGAAACUUUGUUAUUUUUGUACAAUGUACAUAUUCAUUUUUAAGCUCAACAAAAUAUUAUUGAAGAGGGUGAUAUAUGUAUUGCAUUUACUGGUAGUCCCAUAUAGCUGUUUGAAUCACUCUUGGCAUUGUUUUGGACAUUUUUGACAAGUUGUCCUUCAUUGCAAGUUAUUCGCUGUUACUAGAAUUGUUAAAGCUCUGUGUUUUGUAGGUUGAAUUUUCCUUUCAUCAUGUUAAAAUUUCCAUGGCUAGCAUUUCAGAAUAAUUUUAGAAAAUUAUCAUAUAAACUUGUUUGAAGAAAUUGUUUUGUUUUCAGGGCCUGAUACUCAGUGUCGUGUAUUUUAAGUUGUGUACAUACUUAUUAGAAUUUUAUGAUUUUUAGCUUUAGGAAAAAUGAAAAUAUUUUAAAAGUAGAACAUUGCAAUUUGAUCAUCUUCACAAAUUUACAAAUUAGACAUUUCUCAUCUAUUGUACAUGUAGUGAAGUUUGAAAAAUCCAUGUUGUUUCUCAUACAUUUGAUAGUUUUCACUCUUAUUGUUUUACCAUGUUCAGAUCUAUGAUCUAUGGUUGUUGGACUUGUAUUUUGAUAAAUAGUUAACCACGGUAUGGGACUUAACACUGUAAAUAAUUGUCGGAGUGACCAGAGCUUACUUAUGGAGAGGUUUUCAUAGAAUAACUCAUUGUUUGUCAACCUUAGCAAAUGUUUUCCUUGUAAAAAAAAUAACAAAAAAAUAAAGAAAAUACAGAUUCCA